Messenger RNA from Eurytemora carolleeae, 4508 nucleotides. Its product is annotated as tetratricopeptide repeat protein 38. The record is from RefSeq and is a predicted model, not a curated record. The transcript is spliced from 14 exons. NCBI's taxonomy places the organism in Eukaryota, Metazoa, Arthropoda, Copepoda, Calanoida, Temoridae. Gene Ontology annotation, molecular function: protein binding. Bases 36 to 1508 code for a protein of 490 amino acids.
AAGUUAGAAAGGUUUAUAAUUUUUCAGUUAAAAAAAUGUCUAAAACUUUUGAAUCGCCUGAGGCGGGGGAUAGCGGUAUUGUGAUCGGCGGUUCCAGCUUCCCGGCCAAUUGGCGAGAUAUCGCCGGAUGGCGGGCUGACGGCGUUUCAUUCUCGUCUCCAUCAAACGAAGCAGUUAAGCUCUACGAUGCUCUCCUUCAUCAAGCCAUCUAUCAUUAUCAUGAUCCUAUGCUCGGGGGGUUCACAGGAACGAGUAAAUCCAUGUUGGCGGCGGAUCCGGAUUUUGCAAUGGGAAACAUAUUCACCCUUGGAAUGGAUUGCUUUGCAACAAGUCCACUGAAGAAUGCAGAACCUAGAAAGAAACUGAUUGAUUUUUCUGCAAAAGCCAAGAGCGAUGGAAAGCUGACGGAAUAUGAGCUGAAUCAUCUGAUCGCGGCGGAACUAAUGGCAGCGGAAGAUUAUUGGGGAGCUAUGAUCAAAUUCGAGGAAAUUUUGCGUCAAUUUCCCCGAGAUCCUUACGCACUCCAGAUGGCGUACUUUCUGGCACUUACAAUAGGUGAGACAAAACGCUUGAAAGAUAUUCCCUCCUCUAUAGUUGAGCAUUAUACUCCCAGUACUCCUUUCUACGGGCAUGUGUUUGGCAAGCUCUGCUUCGGCCAGGGAGAGAACUGUGAAUACGAGGCCGGGGAGAUUAGUGGUAGGAAAGCUUUGGAUCAUUUCCCUCUUGACAACUGGGCGCAUCACGCGCUUGCGCACAACUUUGAGGAAUCAGGACGCGCACUUCAGGGUCGUUUGUUUUUAAGUAACACUGCUCGUGAUUGGACCCAAGGAACAACCUUUUCCCACCAUAUUUGGUGGCACACCGCACUCUUCCACGUGCAACUGGGAGAAUUCGACGCGGCACUUGAUCUUUAUGAUGCAAGGAUUGGACCUAUGACUUUAAAAGAUGGCGGAAAUUUUCCCUUGUCGGAUGGUUCAUCUUUGCUCAUGCGUCUUCAUCUCGAGGGUGUAAACAUAGGAGAAAGGGCUAGGGAGCAGGCAACAGCUUGGACAAAUCAUAAUGAUGAUUUCGUCUCCUUGUUCUACGACGGACACAACGCCUUCAUGAGCCUGUUGGCCGGGGAUAGGAUGGCCUGCACCACACUCAUCAACAACAUGCAGGAGUACAUCAAGGGUGACAGACAAGGAUGGAACAAGGAUGUGACAGCUCGUGUUGGUGUACCCCUGGUAGAGGGUAUCACGCAUUACAUGGACGGAGAGUACAGUUCUGCAGUACAGACCCUGGCUCCCAUCAUGUCGGAGCUCCAGGGUUCUAUCCAAGGGAGUAGAGCACAGAAGGAUAUUUAUGCGCAAAUUCUGCUCCAUGCCGCAGCACGUUCAGGAGUGAGUUCUGAUCUCAAUCUAGCGGAGGAAAUAUUAACUAACAAACUUAAGGAAUCUAAACUAGAGAAACAUACACCACUCAAUCAAAGGUUCUAUGAACGAAUGAUCGCUGUGCAUCAGCAUUAAUCCUUCAAAAACAUCGUCCAAAAAUAUCGUCCAUGGUUGCUUAUUCGUCCAUUUAUACUUCAAACCAACUGAUCAGCGAUGAAAUGGAUAUAUUUCUUUAUAAAAAUUAGCUUUGAAAUGCUUAAUUUAUUGCAAUGUCAAUGCAUGACUAAUCGAUAAUUAUUUAAUGAUAAUUAAGUGACCUUUUUACAGUGAAUAUUUUCACAAUUAACUUUUACAAUGCAUGUGCUUAAAUUUACAAAAUAGUGUAUUCUUUUUCUCUUUGCCUUAUUUCUUGAACAUGAUCCAACAAUUUUUAUUUUAUUUCUUCUGGAAUUAUUUUUCUUUUUGUUGUUAAUUUCAAGAUCUGGCCUCCCCUCCCUCUGUAAAUUCAAAUUUUGACUCGAGGAGGUUUCCAACCACUCCAUUAUAACUUAGGAUAGACAUUUGCUCUUAAAGGGACUCUAAGCUCAAUUCCAAGUAAUCCUCCAUGGAAAGAUGACUAUGUUUGAUUCAUUACAGUACCCUUACCAACUUUGUCUGAUCAAUUUUUAUUGUCUAUGACGAUGAAAACUUAAAACUUACAAUUGCAAGUUCUUUACAAAACUGACUUGUGAAUUUCUACGGGAAGGAAAACAUAAAUGAAUUAUCAAAGUUGAACCCAGAAACAAAAUUAUCUUCAACAUUAUUGAUCAGAUAAAGAGAUAUAUCCGUCACCGUUAACGGAUAAAGGUAUGUCUGUUACCUUUAGCGAAUAAAGGUAUGACUGUCACCGUUAACGGAAAAAGGUAUUUCCGUCACCGUUAACGGAUAAUUGAUUGUACAGUUGUUAAUCAGACAUUGUCAUCUUUGCAUGGAGGGUUACUAGAAAUUACUCGUGCAGUCCCUUUGACACAUUUGAAAUCUUCAUGUACAGGGUUACAAAAAAGUCGUAAUCAACCCAAGUAUUAAUCCUAGGCAACCCCUAUAAAGUUGGCCUGAUAUUAAAUAGGUAUUAAACAAUACACCAGCAACAGAUUGCGCUAUUGGUCUCAACCCAAUUCUAAUUUUUACUCUUAAACAAUUAUAAAAUCAAAUGGUUUGUUUGGGCCUCCAUCCUGGGUGGUAUUUUCCAACUUGAGAAUUCGAAUAUUAAAGCCCCCCCCCCCCUUCCUCCUUCCGGUUUGAUAAAUUAAGGUCCUAAUGUAUGUACAGGCAACAUAGUAAUUGUCGGCCUUAAAGAAACACGACCAUAUGUUUAAACACAAAACAAAUUGUUGGUUUACUAAUAUCCUAUACCAGGGAUUGCCACCAUGGGAAUUUGAACAAGAGCAACUAUUGAUAUACAAUAUCCUUCAAACAUAUAAUAUAUAAACAUAAUACAUCCUUCGUUCUCACAUGAACAUAAUGCUUUCAUGUCGACAAUAUCCUUAAAUAUAACAUACACUUUUUGUUCUCACAUGAACAUAAUGCUUUUAUGUCGACAAUAGCCUUCAAACAUACAUUUUUGAAUUCAUAUUUAUUACAAUGUUUACAAACAUUUUUAAGCGUUUUGUCGAUGUUGAAAAUACAUUUAAAAAUGUUGAUUAUGAAUUUGCACAUUGUCCAAAAAAGUCUUUCAUGUGAAUAUAUUUUAUUCUCUUCUUAAUUUGUGCUUAUAUCGGUAUUAAGUGCCCAGAAGUAAUGUUUAAAAGACCCUCCAUUUAUAAAUUGGCAUGUUCGAUUCAAAAUGGUAUCCUUUAAACACCUUUCUCUUAAGGGUACCGUUGUUAAUAGGACUUGUAUUUUUUUAUUGUUGGGUCACUAGAAAUUACGUUUACUGUUCUAUGUGAUUAUAAUAACCAGUAAUUAAUCUACUUGGAUCUUAACUAGGGUUUCCAGCAAAACGGAGAAAUGAUUUUUCGCUUUGUUGGCUAAUGUUGCGUCAAUCUGCUCGCAAAAAAAUUUCGCGAAAAAGUUAAAAGUUAACAAAAUACGUAACAAAAUUUCCGCGAAAUUUCGCGCAAGUUUUCGUUCGCUGGAAAUCCUAAGCGAUGUGAUAAUGUGAUAAUGUCUCAUACCCCGGUGAAAUCUAUAUGAAGUGAUGUCCUUAUUAUUUUGUGCUUUUUCUGUGCUCUUUCCUUCCGUCUUAAUUCUAAACCCUGAUGUUGUCUUAUCUUCACAUCAAACUAAUGUAAAUUCUAAACCCUGAUGUUGUCUUAUCUUCACGUCAAACUAAUGUAAAUUCUAAACCUUGAUGUUGUCUUAUCUUCACGUCAAACUAAUGUAAAUUCUAAACCCUGAUAUUGUCUUAUCUUCACGUCAAACUAAUUUAAAUUCUAAACCCUGGUGUUGUCUGAUCUCCACGUCAAACAAAUGUAAUUUCAAUACCCUGAUGUUGUCUUAUCUUCACGUCAAACUAAUGUAAAUUCUAAACCCUAAUAUUGUCUUAUCUUCACGUCAAACUAAUGUAAAUUCUAAACCCUGAUGUUGUCUUAUCUCCACUUCAAACUAAUUAAAUUCUAAACCCUGAUGUUGUCUUAUCUCCACGUCAAACUAAUGUUAAUUCUAAACCCUGAUGUUGUCUUAUCUUCACGUCAAACUAAUGUAAAUUCUAAACCCUGAUGGUGUCUUAUCUUCACGUCAAACUAAUGUAAAAUUGAACGUAAGGUUGAAAUCCUAAACGUUUUCGAUCAAAACUCUUCUUUCUAAAGAGAUAUUGAGAAGAAGAAAAAUGUUUUUAAUUUCUAAUCUGUAACUGGAUAGAUUGCUUUUCUCAAACUUGAGUGUAAAACAAGAGGAGAUACCGAGGUUACAAAGUUGUGCCAGUUAUGUCAAAUAAAUUUGACCGCUUCUUCCAGGCUAGGUUACAAUGUCUUGCUCCAAAAUGAUCGUCUUAUUUUUGUCUUCUGUCUUUUAUUUGCCACGGAUAAUUAAAAUCUCCAUUUUCUUUAUAUCUUUUCAUUGUACAAUGUAAUGAAGACCACUUUGAAUUACUUUUACAUUUCAAUCUGGCUACGGUUCUGUGCAUUUGUAAAAAAUAUAUAAUUUUGAUAAAGUUAA